This is a messenger RNA of Teleopsis dalmanni, 4650 nucleotides long. RefSeq names its product phosphoribosylformylglycinamidine synthase (gene Pfas). The coding region runs from base 498 to 4580 and encodes 1360 amino acids. Gene Ontology annotation, biological process: 'de novo' IMP biosynthetic process. Gene Ontology annotation, molecular function: phosphoribosylformylglycinamidine synthase activity. The transcript has 9 exons. NCBI's taxonomy places the organism in Eukaryota, Metazoa, Arthropoda, Insecta, Diptera, Diopsidae. The record is from RefSeq and is a predicted model, not a curated record.
CGCGGGCUUUUUGUAUAGUUGCUUAGCUGCACGUGUUCGUUGCGAUUGGCGCGGUGUUCGUAAAUUUAGUUGAUUGAUUUCUAGUGUUGCUUAUUAAUGUUUUAAAUAAUAUUUUUAACACAAUAUUUUGCUUAUCAAUGGAAAUGAUGCGGCGCGAGUGUGGCGUAAACAAUAUUUAACACUGCACCUCGUAUUCUCAAUUCGGUGUUGACGUUACGUACGACGAGCGGCCAUAACGUCAACAGUUGUAACGAAAGUGCGGUCGGUAAUCACAUAACAUAUUCAUUGUUAAUGAUAACCUGCAGCUGUGGGAUUGCAUUACAUUUGACUUGACCUUCCUCCACGCACUGAUAUUCACAAUUUGCACAAAUAACUGCAAAAAAGCAGGCUUUUGGCAAUAUUUGUCAACGUUCGAUUAAUUAGUGUAUCACAACGGCUUGCCGAGGUGGUGUUAAACUUUCAAUUACAAUAAAGUGUAAUAUUAUUUUUGUGACAAUAUGGUCAUAUUACGUUAUUAUACCUUUGAUAAUUGGGAGGUGGAGCGUAUGCACAAAGUAUUUGAUCAAUUGAGAGAGAUUAAUGCGGACAUUGACAGUUUGUCAAUGGAAAAGUGUUUUCAUAUUGAGAUAGCACUUGAUAUUGCACUAUGGAAUGACAAAUAUGAUAAAGCAUUACGUUGGUUACUGAAACAGCCACAAAGUGUAGAUCACCUCAAACGUCAAUCCGCGUUAUGCCUUCAAUCUGCAGAUCGCGAACUCCUCAUUGAAAUUGGGCCGCGAUUUAACUUUUGUACAGCAUUUUCCACAAAUUGUUUAAAUAUAUGCCACAAUAUUGGAAUGAAACAAAUAACGCGUUUGGAAUCGUCAAUGCGUUAUCUUAUUGGUUUCAAAGAGAAAUGUCCUAAGGAUAUUGUUGCAAAAAUUAUUGACUAUUUAAGCGAUCGAAUGACCGAAUGUUGUUACACUGCUGAAAAUAUGCCCAAAAAAACGUUCGAUGAGAGACUACCAAAAUCUCUGACAUCAUGGUAUUUUGUGCCGGUACUGGAGCAAGGCCGCAAAGCAUUGGAGGAAGUUAAUGUUAAAUUGGGAUUAGCUUUUGGAGAAUGGGAUUUAGAUUAUUAUAAUAAUUUGUUUACAAAAGUCUUAAAGCGCAAUCCCACUACCGUUGAGCUAUUUGAUUGUGCACAAAGCAAUAGUGAACAUUCCCGGCAUUGGUUUUUCCGUGGUAAAAUGAUUAUUGAUGGCGAAGAGAAACCAAAAUCAUUAAUACGCAUGAUAAUGGACACUCAAGCACACACCUAUCCAAAUAACACAAUUAAAUUUAGUGAUAAUAGUAGUGCAAUAACUGGUUUCGAGCAUUUACAAAUAAGACCACAGAGUUUUGAUGGACCCGAUAAGGUUGAAAUAUGCUCAACCAAGUCUGAUUUGAUUUUUACAGCUGAGACGCAUAAUAUGCCUACGGCAGUUGCGCCAUUUAGUGGUGCUACAACUGGUACUGGUGGACGUAUAAGAGAUGUACAAGGUGUAGGACGCGGUGGCAGACCUAUAGCCGGUACUGCAGGAUAUUGUGUCGGAUGUUUGAACAUACCACAUUACCCACAACACCAUGAGAAUAACAACUUUACCUAUCCAGCUUCUUUUGCUGAACCUCUGAAAGUACUAAUCGAUGCUAGUAAUGGCGCAUCCGAUUAUGGUAACAAAUUUGGCGAGCCAGUUAUUUCAGGAUUUGUGACCUCUUAUGGGAUUAUGAAUGCGCAAGGUGAACGUGAUGAGUACGUGAAGCCCAUUAUGUUUAGUGGUGGUUUGGGUACCAUGGAUGCUUCUAUGACUGCUAAAAUUAAUCCUCAACGUGGUAUGUUGCUGGCUAAAAUUGGUGGACCAGUUUAUCGCAUUGGCGUUGGUGGUGGUGCAGCGAGUUCAGUUGAAAUACAGGGUUCAAAUGAUACAGAUUUGGAUUUUAAUGCUGUGCAACGUGGUGAUGCAGAAAUGGAAAAUAAGGUGAACCGUGUGGUGCGUGCCUGUAUUGAAAUGGGUGAAAAAAAUCCUAUACUAGCCAUACAUGAUCAGGGUGCAGGUGGAAAUGGUAAUGUAUUAAAAGAACUUGUAGAACCUGGUUUCGCUGGUGCUAUAAUUUUUUCAAAAGAAUUUCAACUUGGAGAUCCUACAAUAACUGCGCUCGAGCUAUGGGGUGCUGAAUAUCAAGAAAAUAAUGCUAUACUAUGUAAAGCAGAGGAUCGCAAAAUGUUAGAACGGAUUUGUGAACGUGAACGAUGUCCAAUUAAUUUUGUUGGUAUUGUAACUGGUGAUGGACGUGUGUCUUUGGUAGAGAGUGAAGCAGAUUUUGAACGUGCUUUAAAAACAAACGAUCCCACGGAAUUCGGUCCAAUGCCAUUUGACUUACAUUUGGAACAUGUUUUAGGUGAUAUGCCUAAACGUGAAUAUGAAUUGGAAAGCAAGUUAGUGAAACUAUUGCCAUUGAAAUUCGAACCGUUUUUUGAUUAUGUUGAGAGCUUGGCAAGAGUUUUAACCUUGGUUACUGUAGGCAGUAAACGUUUUCUAACUAAUAAAGUAGAUCGUUGUGUGACUGGCUUAAUAGUACAACAACAAUGUGUUGGACCAUUGCAUACACCAGUUGCUGAUUACGGGCUAACUCUUGUUUCGCAUUUUGGAACAGAGGGUAUUGCUACAUCAAUCGGUACACAACCAAUUAAAGGUUUGCUGGAUGCUGCUGCAAUGGCACGUAUGUCUGUAGCAGAGGCACUAUCCAACUUGGUCUUCGUGAAGAUAACAGACUUGUCAAAUGUUAAAUGCUCUGGCAAUUGGAUGUGGGCUGCUAAAUUACCAGGUGAAGGAGCAAAAAUGUUUAAUGCUUGCGAAGAAAUGUGUGCUAUUAUGAAGGAUCUAAAUAUAGCUGUUGAUGGCGGAAAGGAUUCAUUAUCGAUGGCAGCUAAAGUAAGCGGUGACACAGUGAAAUCGCCUGGCACUUUAGUAAUUUCAACAUACGCACCAUGUCCGGAUGUCACACUUCGAAUAACACCUGAUCUGAAAGGACCUUCCAUGCGUAAGCAAACAAGCCUUUUGUGGAUAAACAUAGAAGGCAAAUUCCGUUUGGGUGCUUCUGCAUUAGCUCAAGUCUAUAUGCAACAAGGGAAUGAAUGCCCGACGUUGCAGCGUACAAAAACCUUAAAGAAUGCUUUUAAUAAAACGCAAUUAUUAUUAGCAGAACGUAAAUUACUUGCUGGACAUGAUAUCAGCGAUGGCGGUUUGCUGGUGUGUGUUUUGGAAAUGGCUUUCGCUGGCAUUGCUGGCGUUGAGUUGGAUUUAACGGAUGUUAUAACCGAAAUAGAUUUAAAUAAUGUAGAUAAAUCUGCUGUCAGUAUGCCAGAAUUUGCUAUUUUAUUCGCUGAAGAAUGCGGUUGGGUUGUAGAAGUUGAGGAUUCAAUAUUAGCUGAGGUGCAAAACGAAUAUAUGUGCGCGAAAGUUCCAACCUAUAUAAUUGGAAAGACUACGCAAUAUGGCUUAGAUGCAGAUGUAUGCGUUAAGUCUAAAGGAAAUGUGUUGUUACAGAACAGUGUCCGAAAUUUGUGUAAACAAUGGGAAUGUACCAGUUAUCAAUUGGAAAAAUUGCAGGCAGAUGCAAGCUGCGUUACUGAAGAAUAUAGAUCGCUAACUUAUCGUAGAGGACCCACAUAUUCAUGUUCAGUUGAUUUAGCUGCAGAGCUUAAGCUAAAACGUAGCGGAAGUAUAGUACGUGUGGCUGUGCUACGUGAAGAAGGUGUUAAUAGUGAUCGAGAAAUGAUGGCUUGUUUGCUAAAAGCAAAUUUUGAAGUUCAUGAUGUAACUAUGAGUGAUCUAUUAAGUGGUAAAACUACUUUAAGCAAUUAUCGCGGCUUAGUGUUUCCAGGUGGUUUCAGUUAUGCGGAUACAUUGGGUUCUGCGAAAGGUUGGGCUGGGAAUAUUAUGUUUAGCGAUGUGUUAAAACCACAAUUUCGUGCAUUUAAAGAACGAGAAGAUGUUUUUUCGUUGGGCGUUUGUAAUGGUUGCCAAUUGAUGACAUUAAUCGGUUGGGUGGGUGAUGUAGAACGACAUCUUUAUACAAAUGACGAUACUGAUAUAUCCGACGUUGCUUUAAUGCAUAAUAAAUCUGAACGGUUUGAAUGCCGUUGGAGCAGUUUACUUAUAAAUAAGCAAACAAAAUCCAUUAUGCUGCGUAAAUUAGCGGGCUCCACAUUAGGUUGCUGGGUAGCUCAUGGUGAGGGACAAUUUGUUUUCCGCAAUCUAAAUAUAUUAGAUGUGUUGGUAAACACAGGAGCGGUUGCAAUGUAUUAUGUUGACGAUGACGGAAGGCCAACUGAAAGUUAUCCAAUGAAUCCAAAUGGCAGCUCUAAUGGCAUAGCUGGUUUAUGUUCUGAAGACGGCCGCCAUUUAGCUAUAAUGCCACAUCCAGAACGUUGUAGUGAUAUGCAUCUGUGGCCAUAUGUACCACCUAACUUUAAUGUAGCAACGAAAGAAAGUCCAUGGCAAUUAAUGUUCAACAAUGCUUAUGACUGGUGCCAAGAGGAGACGGAACGUGAUGAAUAGAGCAUUUAUAUUUAUGUGUUUCAAACACUUUUUACGAAUAUCAUACAUUUUUUAUAGAAAUAAAAUCUUU